Pseudophryne corroboree (corroboree frog) is the source of this 1767-nucleotide messenger RNA. It is a transcript of the gene FBXL15, whose product is annotated as F-box and leucine rich repeat protein 15. Gene Ontology annotation, molecular function: protein binding. The transcript is spliced from 6 exons. Bases 382 to 1260 code for a protein of 292 amino acids. Gene Ontology annotation, cellular component: SCF ubiquitin ligase complex. Lineage: Eukaryota; Metazoa; Chordata; Amphibia; Anura; Myobatrachidae. The record is from RefSeq and is a predicted model, not a curated record. Gene Ontology annotation, biological process: SCF-dependent proteasomal ubiquitin-dependent protein catabolic process.
GAGGGAGGAGAUGUGCUCUGUCUGGAGCUCCCCCUAACUGCAGCCAGAGUCAGCUCUGUAUAUACAACGAGGAGGCAGCUUCCGUGUCACUGACACAGCUCCUCCGCAGAGAAAGAUUUAGGCUGCAGAAGAUAAUGAAGGAGAUGUGCCCCCUGGAGGUCAGGAGCCCGGCGGCAGCCGACUGCUCUGCCUCCCACAGUUCCGCCACUGAUGCUGCAUCACUUGCCGUUGCCAUGGGAAACCGGCAGAUUUGACAGCAGGCAAGACACAGGGAGGAGACAGAGGAGCCGGCAACUCACGGUUAGGGUCAUAGUGUCACAACUCGCUGCCUGUCGUGGAUAUCAAGGAUAAUACAUAUCAGAAAUUUGCGCUCCUUUCAAGAUGGCCAAUAACAAAAUCAACUGCAGCAUCCACCUGUUGGACCUGCCUUGGGAAGACGUGCUUGUUCCUCAUAUCCUUUCAUAUUUACCUCUGCGACACAUCAUAAGUCUGCAGAGGGUCAACAAAGCCUUUCAGACGCUGGUCCAGCUCUAUCUGGCCAACUGCCGCACCUUUGAUUCCACCCAGCUUGGCUCGCAGUUACCCAAAAGUGCUUUUUCAAAUCUGGUUAAGCACAACUCCGUAUUGCAGAGACUUGACCUGCGGAGCUGCUCUGACUGGUUAACAGACAAGGAGCUCCUUCCAGUUAUCGGGCAGAAUCAUCACCUCCUUCAUAUCAAUCUGAACAGCUGUGUGCAGCUGACCCGGCAGUCCUUGGUGGCUAUCUCGCUCAGCUGUCCACACUUACAGAAUAUAUGCCUGGGUCACUGUGAGUGGGUGGACUGCCUCUCCCUUCGCAGCCUGGCAGAUCACUGUAAACAUUUGGAGGCCGUGGACCUGACAGCUUGCCGUCAGCUGAAAGACGACGCAAUAUGUUACUUGGUGCAAAAGAGCAAGCUUCUUAGGUCCCUCUCACUGGCCGUCAAUGCAAACAUUAGUGAUAUUGCUGUGGAGGAAACUGCUAAAAAUUGCAAAGAUCUGGAGAACCUCGAUUUAACAGGAUGUCUACGUGUGAAGAAUGAAUCCAUUAGGACCCUAGCAGAGUACUGUACCAAACUGAAAUCCCUAAAAGUAAAGCACUGCCACAACGUGACUGAGUCUAGUCUAGGAAACCUGCGGAAGAGAGAUGUAACUUUGGACGUGGAGCCUCCGUUACAGAGAGCGUUGGUUCUCUUGCAAGAUGUUGUUGGAUUUGCACCAUUUAUUAACCUGCAAAUAUAAAAUGAUUUCCGGAGUGAGGAUACUUAUUCACCACAACCAAGAAAGCAAUCAUGUGCCAUAAUACUACCAUACCGGCACACAAACUGCAGCCAGACUUUAUACUGGCAGUAAACAUUUCAUAAGGUGCUGUAAGGACAGAGGACAUUACUUUGUGGCUGCAGGCAGCAGAGAUUUACUGCCAUAAUUCAAAAGGAGGUUGAUGGUGAUUAUUAGCACAUCAGGAUCUUUGAUUUGUUGACCUUUUACAGAGCAACAAACAGGAGACUACCCCGCUGGUGACACUACGGAUGGGUUUAUUUAUUACUGCAGAACCAGAUAAGAUAUAUCUACACAGUGUCAUUCUCUCUAGCCAACCUCAUGCAGCACCUGAAGCUUGGCUCCUUUGCAGACAAGGCUAACAGCAUAGUUUGUGAAUAGUGCUAGAGUUAAGUCAUUUGCCUAAUGUGUUCUGUGGUUAAAUAUUUAAUAAACUGUAAAUAUGAUUUAAUAAAAGUAGUUUUAUAUUUA